CACCGCCCGGAUCCUUCCGCGCCUCCGCCCGGGGCCUUCCCGGGACCGCCCGGGUUACCGGGACCCCCUCGCUGUUACCGGGACCCCUCCCUGUUACCGGGAUCCUUCCCCCGUUACCGGCACUGGGAGCAGCUGGGGCAGCUCCGGGACGCUUUAGGAAGGGACUGGGACGGACUGGGAGGAACUGGGCUGAACCGUCCGCACCUUGCGUAGCGCUGUGGGCAGGGCCCUUACGCCAUCUGCGUAGCGCCGUGGGCACCGGCGUGGCCACUCCGACGCGCUGGGAGGGAACUGGGCUGAACUGGGAGCGGCCUGGGAGGCCUUAGGAAGGCACCGGGAGGUGACAGGAGGGAACUGGGAGGAACGGGAACGAGCCGUACCACUGUGGGCGAGGCGCUUACGCCAUUUACGCACCGCUGAGGGCACACCCCAUUCCCUUACGCCACCUGCGUGGCGCUGAGGGCACACCCCGUUCCCUUGCGCUACUUGCGUAGGAUCUCUCUAUUACCGUCAACGGGCGCUCCUUACGCUGUUUGCGCGGCGUACGCCGCCGGCGCAGGCGCGGCGGGGGCGGGCCCGUAUCCCUGCGCGCUCCCGAGGCUCCGGUGCAGGCCCGGUCCCGGUCCCGGUCCCGGUCCCGGCCCGGCCCCGUCAGGCCCCGGCCCCGCUCCGGCCCCCGGCCCGGCCCGGCCAUGAAGUUCCUGUACAAGGAGGAGCAUCCGUUCGAGAAGCGUCGCUGUGAGGGAGAGAAGAUCCGGAAAAAGUACCCGGACCGAGUGCCGGUGAUCGUGGAAAAGGCGCCCAAGGCCCGGAUUGGGGACCUGGACAAGAAGAAAUACCUGGUGCCCUCCGACCUCACAGUGGGGCAGGUCUAUUUCCUGAUCCGGAAGCGGAUCCAUCUCCGGGCCGAGGACGCUCUCUUCUUCUUCGUCAACAACGUCAUCCCCCCCACCAGCGCCACCAUGGGCCAGCUCUACCAGGAACACCACGAGGAGGAUUUCUUCCUUUACAUCGCCUACAGCGACGAGAGCGUCUACGGGGCCUGAGCCCGCCCCGCUCCCGCCCUUCCCGGGGCUCUCCCGGUGCUUCCCGCUCCCGCUUUUCCCGUUUUUUCCCCCCC
Messenger RNA from Pyrgilauda ruficollis (rufous-necked snowfinch), 1120 nucleotides. RefSeq names its product GABA type A receptor-associated protein (gene GABARAP). Lineage: Eukaryota; Metazoa; Chordata; Aves; Passeriformes; Passeridae. The record is from RefSeq and is a predicted model, not a curated record. Gene Ontology annotation, cellular component: autophagosome; cytosol; autophagosome membrane. The transcript is spliced from 4 exons. Gene Ontology annotation, biological process: macroautophagy; cellular response to nitrogen starvation; autophagosome assembly. Gene Ontology annotation, molecular function: ubiquitin protein ligase binding; GABA receptor binding. The coding region runs from base 693 to 1046 and encodes 117 amino acids.